AGCUCUCGGGCGGGCUGGCGACCAGCUGAUUUCAGUGUCGUGAGUGGUGUGAUGGAUCUCAAGUCGGUCACCCGGCUGACCAACGUCCCCGACCCCAUCCUGUCGUCGGACUCGGCGACCAAGGGUUAUGUCGAUGCCGUGGCGAGGGGCCUGAAUGUCAAGCAAUCGGUCUCUGUCGCUGCCGACUCGAACGUUGACCUCACCAGCCCCGUCUCGGUCAUCGAUGGAGUGACGCUGCAGUCCGGCGACCGGGUGUUGCUGAUGGGCCAGACGCUUCCUGUGCAAAACGGCAUCUUUGCCCUCGGGACAGGCGGAUUCCUGGCGAGAACGCUGGAUUGCCCACCGGGCACAUCUGCCAUCGGCAUAUUCGUCUUUGUCGACCAGGGCACCUAUGCCGAAGUCGGCUUCAUUGCCUACUCGAGCACCGACCCAUGUAUCGUCGGCACCGACCCGGUCGAAUUCAGCAAGUUCUCGGGCACCAUCUUCCUUGCGGGUAUGGGCCUGGAGAAGGACGGCAUCACCUUCAAUGUCAAUCUCGGUGCCGACUCUGGCCUCUCGCUCACUGGAGGCACUCUCCAGAUCGACCCGUCCAUUGCUGGGUCGGGCAUUACCUUCAGUGGCGGUGUGCUCUCGUCGACGACAGCGGUGAGCGUCGGGACCCUCACGACCGGUGUGUGGAAUGCAAGCACCGUUGGGGUCGCUUGGGGAGGGACGGGUAUCACCCAGGUCAAUCCGAUGAAGCCUGGUCUAUGGGUCGUCGUCCUCGAGCACAGGCCCACUCGAAAACUCGCCGAAUCUCACAUACGAUUCAAGCAUCCAGACCCUCUUUCUCUCCGGGCUGCCCAUCGUACCCAAUACAGGCGCAACGGCGCUCGUGGUCAACUCGUCGCUGUCGGUGUUCUCGGACCACAUCGAGCUCAUGAACCCGCUCUCCAUCAGCCAGGGAGGAACCGGGUCGAGGGCGGCGGCAUUCACGAGCAACGGUAUGGUCUAUGUGUCCAGCGGCGGCGGUGCGUUUGUGUCGACUCCAGGGUAUACGGCCGGGUCUGUGGUCAUUGCCGAUUCCAAUGGUGUGCCUCGGCCGAUUGCGGGUGCUCAGCUGCGGGCUGAACUCGGGCUGGCGAUCGAGACCGAUGUGCAGGCCUACUCGAGUGUGCUCGACUUGCUCACAGCGACAGGCACCCCGAAUGCCCAGGACAUGAUCGUGGCUA
Messenger RNA from Polychytrium aggregatum, 1211 nucleotides. RefSeq lists its product as uncharacterized. Lineage: Eukaryota; Fungi; Chytridiomycota; Chytridiomycetes; Polychytriales. The coding region runs from base 52 to 1110 and encodes 352 amino acids. The transcript has a single exon. The record is from RefSeq and is a predicted model, not a curated record.